This is a messenger RNA of Porites lobata, 9751 nucleotides long. NCBI's taxonomy places the organism in Eukaryota, Metazoa, Cnidaria, Anthozoa, Scleractinia, Poritidae. The record is from the annotation of a GenBank genome assembly.
AUGAGUUCUGUCAUACAAAAGAUAAAGAGAAAAAAAAGCAACGCUCGUGAUUUUCAGAUCACAGCAUCUGUGAACCUGCUGAACAUUGAAUGUCAGCCAGAUAAAUGGUAAGCGACAAAAAAAUUAAAAAGGAAGUGAUAAAAAAUAAUACCGCAGAUGCCUGCCAGGAGAUGCCUUCCUAACGUGGGAUGGUUUACAGAUUUCAAAUAAUAUUAUACUUGUUGUCUUCAUAUAUUUUUCGUAAUCGUUGCCUGUAAAAGAAAAGUAGGUCAGUUAAAAGCGAUAGUUUCUUAAAUUUACCAGUUAUUACAUGCAUACGUACUGUGAUGAGCAAGGAAAAUUUCCCAAAACAAUCUCGAGCAAGAGAUCAUAAUAUGAUAUCUUGUCCCGAAUUAUUACUUUCAGAAGCCAUUACCGACAUCACUGGGAUCUUAAAUUCAAGUCAUUACUACGCUUAAUGCCGCUAACCACCUUGCCAACCACCCCUGUAUCUUACAUCCCAUAUGGGACACCAGGGAGGGGUCUGAGGGUUUUAAGUUUGUCACUUGUUCCCACGAAACGUUUUUAAGAAAAUGGCGGCCAAGAUUUGCAUAACAGUUAGAAAUUCUAUUCCAAACCAUGGAUAAUUAGAAAGACUGGAUAGGAAACUUAUGUCACGUGGGCUGAUUUCUUAUCGCCGAUUGGUUGGUUCGUGCUCCAAGAUGGCGUUGGAUGGUUCCAUCAUAGUGGAGAUUUGUGACGAAACGAUGGCGAAAAUGUGGCGCAAACCAGUCGAAAUGUAGGGUUUCUUUGCCUGCAUGUUGUUCUUUUUCGGAUUUUUUAGUGGUACUUUAAUUUUUGGUGGGUGUUUUUUCCUUCGCUUGUUGUCUUACGGCGAUGGCGAUCCUUCAAAGCCACACUUGAACCUUCAAAGUAAGCACUUCUUGUUGUUGUUUUGUGUUAUUUGUCCUUGUCUUUGAGAAAAUUGCGUCCCAAAAAUUGACCUUACCAGAGACAUAUUUAGUACACUUGGCGACUGUUUUGGGACGCCUUUGUUAUGAAGGUUUCUUCUUGUUUCUAUUCUUAACUAGGAUUGACAGAUGUUUUAAUAAUGGAAUUGUGGCAUAGGCAUAGUUACAGACUAAAUGCUGUUAUUUUUCAGCCAUAAAUUUCAUUUGAAAAUGGCUGAAACUAACUACGCUCGGAGCUGGCUCCGAGCAAGGGUACGCACACGGUGUGUGAAGUUCCAAUCGACCGACAAGUUUGGGUUGAAAACUGUUUCGCUCAAGUAAUAUCCUAGAUUAACCCUGCUAUAUUGUUCGUAAAGCAGUAUGUUAAUUUCGCUCAUCUUUUAAUGUUGAAAUAAAACUGCUAUAUUACAUGUCCAGUGAAUACAAUCGCUUCACAUCGCUCCUCGCAGCUUGUAUUCGAAGGCACUGAAGAGACUCCAAUAAAUUUUGUACUUUUCCCUUACAUAAACUAUAAAUAAUUGUUGCAUCAAUGGGAAAACACCUACUGACUUUUUUGUCCUCCGUUUAGGCUCCUAAGUGUUAUUGUUAUUUUUUAAACAGUGUUUUAGAUUUCCUUUUGUUUUUCAUUCUUGUAGGACUUGUCAAACACACAUAGUCAACGAAGACAGUAAAAUUGUGGUCAAGUACUCUUCUGAGAGGGCACAAAUCAAUCAAUCUUUCUGUAUUAAACAUCAACAAAGUUGCUUUAGUCAUGCAUGAGAGCCAGAAGGUGGCUUCUAAAGCAUUUAUGAUAAGAAACUUUAUUUAUCACUUCUGAAGUGUAUUUAUUACUUCUUUGUGAGUGGGACAAAUUAACUGUGUUUGAGGGUCAAUGCCUGUAUUAGCUACAGAGUCAUGUGUUUAAGUUGGUUAAUCUUCUUCCCUGAAACGGUCUAUAUCUGAAUCACAUCGUUUUUCAGACCAAAGAUGGACUUGAUUAGCACUAUUAUUGUAUUCGGUUUUUUAGAGAUCCAAAGCAACAAUGUACCUGUAGAUGAUAAACCUUACCAAGGUAUAUUCUAAAUCAGAUUAAUAAAACAUAUACCUGUACUUGUUUGGGGGGUGCAUUUUGUUUUCAACAACAUGAUAAUGUGACCAGACAGUCAUAUUUUUUCAAUCCCUCAUCCACUUACCUCAGACUAAACAAAAACCCCAUAACCCCUGAUGGAUGUUACUGUUUUUUUUUCAUACAUAGAUAAGCAGCUUCUAUUUUUCUUUGGGAACAGUGUUUAUGUUUAUUUCAGAGGUCAUUUACAGUAUUCCUUAUCCAUAUCAUUAACACUACACAAAAACUUAAACGUCAGUAUUUCAAAGAUAAUACAUUUCUAGGUUUUAUUAAGCCUCAUGGAAGACAAGUGUUUCCUAAUGAAAAAGAAGUGAAGGUUCUACUAUUAACCAGGAGAGUUUGCUUCCCUGUUGUAUUCUGGUAGUUAACAAUUAACCGUUUUACAUAACAUUUUUAAAAGCGUUGCAGUUCGCUUUUUCAAAGACCUGACUGAAAAGUACCUUGGGUCACUGUACAUUUAUACCUGAAAAAAACAAAACAACUUGCUUCACAAUGAAAAUUGAUUUGAAAAAGUUUAGAAACGGCGUUUCCACGUUGGUCCGCAAGCGAAUUUCCUUUCUCUGCUGUGAGCUUUUCCCCGCUUUUUUAUAUUUCUCAAAUACGACUUCUUGUCACUGGUUGUCCGUAAAUAAAAUUGAAGGGAAAAUUAAACGCUUGGUUGAGCUGGGUACUUUUACCGCUAAUAAAAUCAUUUUGUCAAGGGUUGUUAACUUAUAAAAUUUGACACUCGCUGAGCUUGUCGAUAAAAGCAGAAAAGAAAUCAUGAAAACCCUGAUGAAAAGGGUUAAAAUUUUUUCCCGUUUUCUUGUGGUUUGAAGAAAAUUAGGCUGUGCCUUUUUUAUAGGUGUUUUGUAGCUGUAUACAUGUAAGUUUUCGCACACUUUUUAUGUAGUUAGGCUUCCCGUUUGGUGCAUAAAAUUACCGGGCGCUGGAGUCAUUCGUCGCUCUCACAAGUUUCAUAAUCAUUGACUCUGUCUUUUGCCUCUACCGGUUCUGUACUCAAAUCUUCUCCAAGAGCAAGUCCUCUUCAUCCUUUACUUCAAAACAUGGCCAAUAUGUAUAGUCGAAGACAGAGAUAGUGAAAUAUGCGAGGAAACAUAAGACGCGCAAAACGUCGAAUGGGGUUGAAUGGUUCUCAAUAAUGUGACGUCACAUUUUUCCACUAUGUUGGAAACGAUCGCGUCAGCCAGUUUCCUAUCCAGUCUUUCUAUUAUCCAUGUCCAAACUUACAAGUACUGGAAGUUAAAUUUUUCCGUCGACAAGUCUAGCUGAGUGAUUUUUUGGUAAUUGUUUUGUGUUCCUUCUGGCUGCCGGAUUAAACGAAAUAUGCAAGGUCAAAAUUUGUUAUUGCCACUGUUUUUGAAUCUCAGCUUAACUUCUCUGCUUUUCUUCGCUUUUUUGUUUUCCUAGGCAUCCUAACAAGCUCGUCAUUUUGUGGGGCAAAGAAAAUAACAGUUGCCAAACGAAGGUAUGUACUUAUUUUACUCUUUGAAUUUUUGAAUUGACAUCAUUAUUCUUUUUGAAAUUCCUUGAGUUCAACUGUUUACAGUGAAAAUCAGCUUAAGCUUAUCAAGGUUUAAAAAAAUUUGAUCUUUUUUAGCCAGUUCCAUGGCAGCCAGGAUUUGUUAACCCAUACCGUGGUACUCAUGUUUGGCCAGAACCGGAUCCGGUUAAAAACACUUUCAAACUCUUCAAGGUAAAGAGCCUCUUAUCAUAAUGUUAAAGACUUACUUUUAAAAAGUUGAUUUAAGCUUAAGAAAUGUGACUGGAGGCUGCUCGAGCUCAUUUACAUUUCUUCAGUAUGAGAUAUUUAUUAAAAUUUGACACACAAACUUACAAAUAUUUCACAAACAUCAGCGACCGAGUUUCUAUUCAAGGUUGAUAUGUGAGAUCUAUUUUUUUCAUAGAACCCAAAACGAGCUGGUACUUACGAAGACCGCCCUUGGAGGAUUGUUGUCCAAAAUGUAAGUUUGCAUUCGUACCAUCAAAGAUGACAAAAACAUAUUGUAGUGGUAACCUGCAAACUAUGGAAUACAAUACAAGAAACAAAUACUAAUUUACACAGCUUACGGAAAAGAAAAUAACUUGCUAAUAAAACUUAGACAACUUGGAACUAACAGGCAUUUUUGAACACACCGUGUAUUGGAGAACUAUCUCCUGACUCCAAACAACACUUCAAUUUUUGCCAGUGAUAACUGUCUUAUCGGAAAAACUGGCACACCAUUUCUCUCUCGUUUGUGCAACGUAUUACAAAUGGUCUUUUUCUUUCCAAAAAUGUGCCUUGUUUUUGCAGGAGAGUGAAAAUGGUCGGCGCCAGGUUAUUGCUACGGGCUGCAUUGAUCUAGCGGAUUAUAUCAGCGAGACAAACAAAACAUUUGAGAUAACCGUCACAUUAAAACCAGCAAUGAAGAACGUUCUGUCAGGAACAAUGGAGUUUAACUUGACCUCUGUGAUGCUAGAAGAUGGAAUACCAUAGUGAGUAUUGUGUUGUUGUAUACAGUAUAUAGUACCCUAAAAGGAAAACUCUCCUCUCAGUAUCGGCUCUUUAAAAAUUUUUUCAGACAUGCAUCUUUUUGUCAUUUUUUGAGGGAGUGAAUUAGUAAAGAGAAUCUGUACCAACCGUGAGGGUCACUGUGAGUAUUUCUUUGCUUAGUCCCUUGUCACGUGGUCCGAGCGAAGAAGUCGGACGUUUCCUGCUCGUUCGCUUUGCCGUACAAUCUCGCUUUCAAAACGAGGCUACGUGCAAAACCUUUCUUGUGAAAAUGGGUUUCAUUUGCAUGACAGAAAAUAUCAUGCAAGGCACUUCGCCUCGCUUUGAAGUAGAGGCUUUGGGAAACCCAGAAAUGACCUAUUAGUGAGUGAUGUAAGGUACCGUCAGAGUAGACUACGUUGUAGGAAUUGAAUAAGAUCAGACACGUAUACAAGUUUUGAAAUCUAGCUCGCGAACGAAAUCAUUUUUCACUGCAGUGUCAUCUCUACCAUCCUGAGUCAGUACGGAUAGUUGCACUAAAAUUUUAUAACUAUCACUGAAAUUCGGAAGUCCACUUUCUGUUCUAGUUUUACUAGCCUUUUGUUUCAUGUCAUUUUUGUUGUUGUUUAUUUUGAUAAUUGUUCAUAUAAUCCGGAUAUAAAUAACCCCUCUGGACUAGAUUAUGUUCCAUCCUCGCUCCAUUUCUUAUCCAAUUCAUGUUCUGCUUGUUUUUAUCACAGUCGAAGCGAUGAGGAAAUAUUCGAAGAAAUCAUGGCAGACGCUUUUAAAUCAGCCAAGAACAGAAUUGCCAAAAGUGCUGUGUCCUCCGCGGAGCACACGGAUUCACUUCUGUUUUCCUCUGUCGAUAAACCAUCAGAGAUUCCUUAUACACCAAGGAAAAGAAAAAACAAGAAAAGAAGAACCAAAGAAAGAGCAAACAACACGCCUGACAGUGUUAACAACGGUCACGAAAAAGAAGCAAAGGUGGAAAAGAAAAUUUUUCAACCACAGCCGCCGAGCGCUCAUUCAAACUGCCACAAGACUGCAGAGUCUGUGACUUGUGCUGAAGAUAACAACAACAACGUGAAAGCCAUAACACCUUCAGCAGAUGAAGGAAAAGAGUCUUCUAAUACCGAUACACCUGCAAAUGUUGAAGGACAAAAAGAUAGUCGCAAGACCAAAAGUGCAAAAGAUUCAACCUCUGGUGCAACCUCCAAACCAGCUGAACAAUCUCUGGCAUCCAACGGCGUGUUGCCAACCAAACCAGAAACAACACAAGUGAGUGAACAGGAAACAAGAAAAAAUUUAGCUCCAGAGCAAGGCGAGGAAAAGGCUUCACUCGAAGAAGUUCCUUCAAUACCAAGUUAUCGACGAAAGCUCAGUGGGUUUGUAAAAGGCAAAAAACAGCCCAAGGCCAGCGGGAAGGAGACAUCAAAACUGUUUCCCAAGGAAGAUGGCUCCUCUGCAUGCGGUGGAAAUGUUGACAAGCAUUAUGGCUCUGGAACAUCUGGUCAACUCACAGCGCCCAAAAUAGAUACGCCGGCUGGUGAAAGGAAGGAAAAUACUUCAGCUGAUUCACACGACGAUAAAGAAAUGAUAUCUUCAUUUUUCAAGAAGCUGUUGGAGAAUGGUCCCAAAAAAGGUACAAAAACAAAACAAGGACAAUUUGAAAUUUUUGUAGUAAUUGAGAAAUUAAUUUUUCGAGUGCGCAGCUAGUAUAAGAGCGCGCUCAGUAAUCUUUGACUUUGCUCCGUUCAGAAAUUACAAUGAGAGAUUUUUUGUGUAAUAGGAAUACACAUUGCGGGGCUGUUGUCAGGCAAUUGGCCUGAAGGAAGCACCGUGCUUCCUUCAGGCCAACUGGCAGUCAGCGAUCACCGACCAGGGCACGAGUUCCUUGGAGGGUCUAAAAGCUGGUUUUUCACCAGCGACUGAGUCCGAGUUUGGAAUCGUGAGCGGAGUCGUAAGAGGGCUUAUGACCUUGUGAAAAUCAAACUGAAUCGGAGUGUUAGCGGAGUCAUAAGGGCGACGGAAUCGGAGUCGGAAGAAUCAGAACGUUUCCAUUUUCGUCCGACUCCGCUUACGACUCAGUCGCUCACGGUCUAGUGAAAAUCAGAUUGUUGGAGUCGGAAGCAUAAGCGGAAGGAGAAAUCAAUCACAACGCACGUUAUUACGGGUUUAGUUCUUCUGCUUCUGCUUGCGACCCGACAACCUAGUUUACACUUCAUAGUUAACGACGGAGUCGUAAGAGGAAUUGUUUUCACUAGGUCGUUGAGUUUUAUGCUUUUGAUUACGACUCCGACUCCGUCGCUAAUGAAAAUCAUGUUUAAGGCCAUGUCCUCUCCCUAGCGAAAAUUAAAAAGGGAGAAGCUCUCAAGCAAUGCAAUAUUAUCAGACCGUUUCACCGUAUUUAUUUGCUGUUAUUGCUGGACUAAAAGGUUAUUUUUCUAUAUUCUAUGUUUAUUUUCAGCAGCGUCUGUGAAUUACCCUGAACUGUCAGCUUAUGUGAGCGCAGAGAUGAAGUCCGUCAAUGAAGAAAUUGCUUCUUUGGAAAAAGUAACAGUCAAGCUAGAAUCUGAAAUACGUCAGGCAAUGGAGAUUAAAGGUCAGUUCAGGCUUCAAUUCCUUUAAUCACAAAAGCUUAAGCAUGUUUAAAUGAGUAGUACGGGCUCUGCAAUCUGUAUAUAGACUUUUAGUCUAAGACUCUUACCAGUCUUCUUGAGAUGGUUGCAACAUUGCUAAUGAAUUUCUUGUAUUCAAAGUAAUUUCUUUAGUGGUACUUUCAUAUUCCAGUUGUGUUUAUAGAUAAUGUGUAGAAUCAGUCGAAAUUGAGUAUAUGAUUAUGCGCUGAAUAUCUUGUAUUUAGAGUGCAAAGAGGAGUUGGAUGGUCUAAAACAGGACUGGAUGAUCUUGUUGAGUUACGGAGACGAGCUAAAAGAGAGAAAAGCCGAUCUUCAAAUUCUGUAAGUGAUACUUUAAUUAUCGUCUACUGGCAAAAUGUCUUUGUUGUGCCCCGUUAAAGAAAGCCAGUCUUUUACAAUGCAUAAUGAAGCUUCGUCAACGUGUCCAGGAUGGUACACCAUGGAUCUUGAUAACAGCGUCUGUUCUCUGCACUGGCACACCAAGCGGGUGAUCGGCAAAUUACUUCAAGAAAAACUUAUUGUACAGCCAAAAAACCUCAUUACAGCUAGUCAAACUCUUCUCACGGGCAGUAUUACAAGUAUGGGUUUAUGUGAAAACGCUACUGCACUACCACUACCACUACUGUUUUGAUCUACAUUCCGUAUUUACUCGAAUAAACACCUCUCCCAAAUAAAUCCCGUGGAUGGAAGCAAGUUUACCAAUAACUGCAGCCAACGAGAACAAUGAGUAGUUAAUGCAAGAACCCGUACAUCUUGGUAAUCUACAACAUCCAUGCUCUUAUUUCUCAGCAAAAAAGUGAGACUUGAGAACUUCAAGCACCUUUCUUUUAACAUAUUUUCAAAUCAUUUACGGUAAUUGUUGUCAGUGAUUUAAGAAAUGUAUUGGCAAAAUUAACACCGCAACAGAAGCGCGAAAAAUCUAAUCUGAAACGCCGCGGCGUGUUUAAUCGAGUAAAUAAGGAAACUGGUAUAUCUAUCUUCAUAUCAAAAUUGUCUUUAUCUUCUUGCUUAUCUCUUCAGUGAAAAACAGGAGAAUCUUGAGCAUUGUUGUGAUAUCCUCAGAAAAGAACUCAAACUUCUCUUCACAUUGGAAGGUAUAUUAACAUUGUUUAUUCACAUUGCUAAUGACACAAAAGAACUGGGUGUAUUAUCGACAAUGUUGCGGAAUCGGUGAAAUGAUAUAUGGUACUUGAAUCAAUUUGACGAGUGGGAGAAAUUAUCGAAAGAGAGGCAGCAUGGUCCAGUGGUCAGAGCGCUGGACUGGUAAUUCGGAGGCUCCGUGUUCAAGUCCCGCUCUGACCGUUAGCUGGAUUUGUUAUCUCGAUCUGCAGUACCGAGUUCAAAUCCUCGCCCAUGUUUGUAAACUGAUCCAGCUAGUUUGCCUCCGGCCGGUUGGGAGUCUUUAAAUUAUUUGUUUCAGGCAUUUGCUAGCAUAAGUGCUGUAAUACUGCCGAGGGAAAAUAACGGAAUUAUUAUUAUUAGUGUAGAAUGGAAUGGUGCUAAUUUCCCUUUUCAUUUCACUUGGCGCGUUUAACAGAAAGCUUUUACACAAUAAACUCGGCCUAGAAUUUAACUAUGACUUCAUGCACUAAAAAGUAUCAUCCCGACAAAGAUUGAAAGUGAAAAAGCGUUUGAAUGAAAGUAAGGACGCACAAUUCAGAUACAGCAGUAUUGCAGGGACUCGAGAUCAUUUCCGAAACAAACUGUGAAAGUAUGUCAGUGAGGGAAUGAUACUUACAAUUUUUCUUUUAUCAACCGAGCUGAUAAGGUAAAUUGGCCACCCUUAAAGGCUUUUGGGGUUGCUUAUUUUAGUUGUUGUUAUUUUUGUGGAAUAGUUAAGUGAAAUAAAGCUGCACACUAGAGGGUCCGCCUGCCAAAAAGCUUGAGUGCACCGCCGCCUCUUUUUUGUUUAUCUUGCUUAUAUACAAGGGAUACGAACGUGUACUAAGGACUAAUGAAAAAAGAUUGAAGACAAAUGAUAUUUUGUUGUUACAUUUUCAGAUUGGCGUAGAACAGACUAUCACACAAUGCAAGAGGCCAAGCUUCUUGAUAUUCUCCAUUGCCUUAAAGAUAAACAAAGAGAAACUUGCUGAACAGAAAAAAAAAUUGGUGAGUAAUUACUAGCGUCUUUUUUUUUCUUUUAAGAUCAGUUAACACUCUAAUUGUAACCCCAGUCUGCAGAUCAUUUUCCAGGAUGCUUAUUUGCUUUUUAUUUCACCGAAGCUUAAAAAAAAGUCGUGGAACUGACUCUACUGGGCCAAUGUUUGAUUCCAUCUAUUGUAAACCAUUCUGGCCGAAUAGAAGACAACCGCUGAAAAAACAUUGAUCACGGAUUUAGACUAGUUAAAUGGAAUCAUGAGACAGCACGCCAAAUUAUUUUUCCAUUAUUGUGUAUUUUAUCAUUAACAUGUUUUUUUUUAAACUAAGAUAUGAUCGUCGCAGUGGUAAUUACAAUUUAAGAAAUUACAAUUUGACCCAUGGCCUUUGCAUUAGCGCUGCAUACAUUGUCAGCAGGCCAAUAAUGACUAACAGAUUUGUUUUAUUCUUCUUGAUUUCAGAUCCUCUCCUAUUCUGCUGUAAAUUGUAA